UAGCAACCGACCACCACGGACUACUAUCUGCGAAGCAUUUUUUUUUCACGAAGUACAAUAGUGUGUGAAUCGAAUAAAAGAAAAUAAUUCCAGUUCAGAGCCUUUCUACGCAACUUUCCAUUUUAUUCAGUGCUUUGGGAGAGAUCGUGUUACAUGUGUGCCUCGUUCUUCAAUUGGAUCUCGGGCCUCUUUUCACCGUCAAGCAAUAUGUCGAUCGCCACCUACGAAGAAGUCCUGGACCUCCCGAACCAUCCGGAGAAGCUUCUGAUCGACGUUCGCGGUGCCGAUGAACUAGCUGCCACCGGUCAAAUCCCAACCAGCAUCAACAUUCCCCUUCCCACCCUGGAAAGGGCGUUAAACCUGCCGGCUGAUGAAUUCAAGGCCAAGUACGGCCACGAUAAGCCCCAACCGGACCAGGAGGUGAUCUUCCACUGCAAGCUCGGUGGAAGGGCCCAGACGGCCGCCGAUCUGGCUACCCGCCUCGGAUACACAAACGCCAGGAACUACAAGGGAUCGUGGACCGACUGGGCUGCCAAGCAGGGCAAGUAGGCUGAAUAAUCGUUUUUUACCACCACGCACCUCUAAAUCUAUAAGCUAU
Molecule: messenger RNA, 598 nt
Organism: Ochlerotatus camptorhynchus
Lineage: Eukaryota; Metazoa; Arthropoda; Insecta; Diptera; Culicidae
Product: rhodanese domain-containing protein CG4456-like
Exons: 4
Coding region: 154-549 (131 amino acids)
Source: RefSeq, a predicted model, not a curated record